Molecule: messenger RNA, 5055 nt
Organism: Anopheles darlingi
Lineage: Eukaryota; Metazoa; Arthropoda; Insecta; Diptera; Culicidae
Exons: 7
Coding region: 238-4314 (1358 amino acids)
Molecular function (GO): protein binding
Source: RefSeq, a predicted model, not a curated record
AGUAGCGAGGCACAAAAAAAGUUGUUUUUUCCGUGCCGAUUAAAUUUAUUUAUCCGAAUUGAAGAGUGGGCUUUUCCGCUCCCGCUGAGUGAAUUACACAAGACGAUGCGCCGCAUUUGUUGAAAAACAAAAAGGACGCCAGGCAAUUUUCGCAUCAUCGGUGCAAAUCGUACGCUCGACCGCUAGCCGUGUUGCAGAGAUAAACCCCAUCCGCGGCACAAAUUUGAGCUCACACCCAUGCACACCAUCAACUUGAGCGGCAGAGAAGUGGCCGAGGCCAGCCUCACUCGGCGGCUGAAGCUGGCUGAGGAGGCAAGCAUAAAGAUCGAUGUGAUCGAUCUUGUCGACGAAGAGGAGGACCAGGCCAAACGAUCACAUCAACCCUUACAUCGGCCGCCGGAGGUCCGGCGCUCCGACGAUAACGUUGUCGUUAACGAUGACGACGACGACGAGGAGGAGCAAAUCGGCAGAGAUUGUCGAGUUGAUAUCAAUCCAGCCAUCACACCACGGUUGUCGCCGUUCGUAAAUAUUGAUCUUUCCUCGAAUGCCAACGGGGAAGUUCUUUUCAGAAAUGGGUCUUUAUCUGGAGAACGUAGAACUUACUCCCGGCGACCCAUUCACGCAUCACCGGAUUCGACUAGCAGCAGCUCGGAGCGUGCAAGGAGUAGAUUAGACCAUCAGUUUAAACCCACACCCAGCUCAACUCACUCCAAGGCAUCGGCGGGAAGCUGCAUUAUAUUUAACCGUUCGUACGUCAAAACACCGACGAGCAGUAGUACCCCAAGCGGGAUCAGUCCAACCAGAUACAGCGUGUUUGAUCGAGCUCCUAUGACUGCUCUGGCCGAUAGAAGAAUGCAGCUAACCCGAAAUGCGUUUCAAAGGGCUGGCAGCCGUCCGUCGAUGCUGAGUGGUUCUAGUGAUACAUCAACCAGUAUUCACGGUUCACCUAUUGUCGACAUAACUGGUCGUCGUGACAGCGAGAGCCCUUUGCCUCGGGUGAGUUUGUUAAGGCGAUCGUAUCAUAAAUCAUCUGGCGAGUCGGCAGCGUCCAGUACCCACCAUCCCGUUGUGACAACGAUCGAUUUAGAUAGUGAUUGCUCACCGGUUCGAUCAAACAAUCACCAAACGGCGACGGCAGACGAAGUCGAGGAUGGUUCUACGAGCAGUGAGGGCGUAACCGUCUCAAAUUUACCAAGACAGCACCCAUUGAUAGGCGAUGAGUGUAUGGAAGUCGCCGAAGAUGCACCGGAGGUGGAAUUUGUGGGCAUUGAUAUCGAAUCGACAAGAGCAGACAAGAAGGUCCAUGAUCCGAUCGUAGAAAGUCAACCAAACGAUAGCCAAACAGAAGGGGACGAACCCGAUCAGCAGGAUGACGAAGGCAGCUCGAUGGAGAACUCGUACGGUGACGUUUCGAGUUCCGGAUGUGCAAAGUUUUCUUCGACGCGCCACAGUAUGGGCCGGCAGGGUGUAACGGAGGCGUCGCGAAGUAACUCGAUGAAUGAGUUCGAGCUGAAGCUGCAGGAAAUCAACGAAUGGGUAAAACCGAUGACCCACCGGGAUCGUGUAGAACAUUGGCGCGUAACGGAGGAAGAUCUGCGCCAUUCGAUACCGACGAAGGCUAAAAUUGAAACGACGAGCUACGCGGGAACAAAACGCGCCUUUUACGACACCGUGCACAUCUCGAGUGAGGAUGAUUCGUCAGACGAUUCACCGAUCGAGGGUAUAUCGAGCUCGAUGACUGGUACCAUGUUGGCCAGCAAGAAGCGUCGUACGGCUGAUGCGAUGGAAGCUAGCACAAGUGGCCAGCUACGUACCGAUGUGAUGAACGGCCUAGCGACGGACCGAGCAGCGUGUGCAGGAACAUCGGCAACAACAACGCUUUCCCUCGACGAUGGCGAAGAUUCGGAUUUUCGUAAUGGUCAACUCAAUCCCGAAAUCGAUAAACCCCAAACCGGCACCAGUAUGCUGUUGAUAAGGCGAACUUAUCACAAACUAUCGUCUGGGUAUAGUUUGUGUAAGAGGUGCAACAAAUGUAGUCCCACUGAGCCCAACGAUGGAGUACCAGUGCAAGGAAUCGAGACUUAUUGCGAUUGUCGUCGUGCGAUCGAAACAAUCAACAAAGGCCCAAACGUUGCACCGUAUGCUCAGUUGCUUUGCCGCGACCGUGGCCUCGAUAGUUUCCUCAACUAUCUGCGUAUCAGUCCUCUCCACCGAACGAACCAGCUCGCGGGAGCACCGGUACCACCACCGAAUUACGACGAUGUAAAGACGAUCGGAGUCGUUCUAGCACCAGGCUCUAAGGUCGAACUGGACCUGCAAAGUGUAACCAAAUCGACCCAAGGCAUCGACGGGACGGCAAAGUCUAAGCUUAACACCCAGAGAAGGGCCAACCAGGGGAAGCGAAGAGUGGUAAAAAGUAAAAAGAAGGUUACGGCCAAAAGUAAAUCACAUCCUGGCACUAUUGCCAGCAGUGCCAUUCGUGGUGUUCGACGGUUGGUACUGUCGAGCUCGUUGCGUAGCGGAAAGGUCAUACGAUACCGCACCACGUUCCCGUCCUUGCGACAGCCGCCAAAACAAGGCAAGGCGUGUACAUCACGCAUCACGGCCGUUAUGGCCGCAAACUCAUCAUGCCGAACACCGACGCAUGAUGAAGGCACCACGGAACCUAAACCGAUAUCCAGAGAUAGCGAGCCAGGCGAUGCCAGUGAUGUCCCAUCACAGCAGCAUCUGGACAGCCCUGUGCAUAUCCCAUCGAUGACAUCAUCUUCCUCUUCAUCGUCAUCUAUGACCCGGAAACCGAAGCCAAAAUCCCUGCAUCGGACUGCAGCGACGGCGUCGUUACGCUGCUCAGUAGACAGUGCGGUCAGCAGCUCGACCAGCGCCGAGAUGCAUGAGGGCAAACGUUCGAAAGAGUGUCAGACGGUGGAAAGUGCCCUGGCACUCGAAGCGAUGGCUGAAGUCGAAUGCCCCGCUGAUCCUCCACCGAAACCUGUCAAUGAAGGUAUACCGUGCCGGAAUCCGUUGAAUAGGAGCGAUGGCGAGGUGCUGCAUGUUUUUCUGAUCGAUGAAAAGCUGAUCGUCGUGCAGACGGGGCUGGUAAGCUUCUGGCGAUAUUCCCGGUUGAGUGCGCUGUUGGGUGUGCGCCAGGAAUGGGAGCGUGUAGCUCAGGUGUCCCGUUGGUUGCGCGAUACUGAGCUGGACACAGAAAAUGCCCAUCGCAUCGGGUACAACAAUUGUCAUCCCUUCUAUCUAGAGCCGAGGGCACGCAAUCUGGCGGAGGACGAAUCGCGGACCUGUCCGCUUGCCUCAAUCUACAUCAAUGCUUACUUUCUGAUCACCAAGAUUCACAUGCUAAAUCCAGCUACACCGAGCGGAGAUGAAGGUGAACAAAAUAUUACAGAAACAAACGACGACGAAGACGGAAGGGGAUCGUCGGAGGAUCAGGGGGGUGUGCGUGAAGAGGAUGUGGCUCGCGUUAAAUCGUAUCAAUUGGAUACGGUGAAAAGCACCCUGGAAGAUGUGUUGUUUCUGCCGAUUCCGAAUUCACGCUACUUCAUCGUCUGCUGGUACGAGCACGUACGAGAGAUGGAAUCAAAAACGGGACUAUGUAAGUACAGUCUCACUCCAGACCUGGAAACACUGGCCAGUAUUCGCGAGUUCCCGUCCGUAAGGCAGAAGCUGAACAGUUUGCGCUGUCUGCCGAACAGCCGGCUGCUGGGCCUUGGUGAGUCCACCGUCCACCUGUGGUGCUAUGAAACGGGUCAUCUACUGUGGACAAUCGAUCUAAAGCUCUCCCUUGGAACAAUCGUCGGUAGCUUUGUCCACAGGGAAACGGUCGAAAGCACAUUGUUCCUGUUUCAAAUCCAACCAGUAGUGAACGAGAGCAACCGCAAGCUGAUGAAGGUGAUCGCCGUUAAUUUGUUCAAAAAGGCGUGGUAUGUGGCUCACAGCUACGAGAUAGCCCUCUCCUCGAUGCGAAUCACGGGAGAAAGCCAGUUGGCGGAGCCAACUCAAGAAGGGAACCAGCGGCACUGUGUAACGUUCCAGAGUGGUGAGCUGCUGCUCGUUAGCCUGAACACUCCUAGCUUUUGUUGGACGAAUCAUAGGCGAUUGGCGAAGGAUUUGCUGCAUGCGGAAGAAUACUCCGUACGGGUGUGUUCGCGGUUGCGAAGCAAUACGGGUGACGUUUAUCGGCCAAAGGAACGAAUUCAGAAUGCCGGAUACUGGCACGGUGGCCGUGAUCUGUUAUUGCUUGGAGAUCAAUGUUUAACGAUCAAAUCGAUCGAUGAGUACAUGGCCGAGAGUGCCCGAUAGGCCAGCUGUUGGGCUUGGGAAAGAGAUGGAUGGAGUCUAAGGAAGGAAUUAGUAUUUUUCGUUUAGAUAAUCUAUUUUUUGCAUAUCUUUUCAUUUUUGAAUUAGAGAGCCAGUACUCUGAAUCGGAAUUCGAUGGUUCGAAUUGAACUCUUGCUGGCGCUGUGAUUGUGAUUGCCAUAACUGGCACUGAAACGAAGCCGAUGCGAUCGAACCUUAAAUUAAAGGCAGCAUGCGCUUUAGGACUCGUCAGGAUUAGUUUUUGUUUUUCAAGCAUCGAAAACCCCCAACAACAGUACGUUGCUGCUCGCAAUAGUAUUUAUUAAAGCCAUCCACUUAUGCUCGGGGCUUAAUUCUUUCUGGGCCCAGGCCAUGGCCAAUUGUUUUUUCGAUACUUGGUGACACGCACGCUCAUGAGAGAACCGAAAGGUAGUGUGUAAUGUAAAUAGUGAACAAAAACCGCCAACGAUUAGCGCCGAAGUAAAAUGAAUACUACUUGCGCUAGGAACUUCUAAUGGAUGGUGAAUCGCAGCAGCAACACGAUAAAACAUUUGCAGCUUUGCUUGGCGAACAAAUUUGAAUUAAAUUUGAAAACAAAGAAUCAACUUAUCGGACAAAUUCAUCCUCCCAGAAUGUAGAUCUCUCCCUCUCUCUUCUAGUGUUUGAUGCUUUCGAUGAGCAAAAUGUCUUCUCUGGAAAAUGAAAUAAAGAAAAUUGAAAUCGCGGGGUGGUUUAUGUGGAUUA